CAAAUGGCUAUGGGGAAUGACUCUUCUGUGACUGAGUUCAUUCUCACAGGACUGACAAACCAACCUGAACUCCAGCUGCCCCUGUUUUUCCUGUUCCUGGUGAACUAUAUAACCACUGUGGUAGGAAACUUGAGUUUAAUGAGUAUCAUUUGCUGGAAUUCAAACCUUCAGACACCUAUGUACUUUUUUCUCUUUAACCUCUCUUUUAUUGAUCUAUGUUAUUCAUUUGUCUUUACUCCCAAAACACUAAUGAGUUUUGUCUUAGAGAAAAAUGUAAUUUCUUUUACAGGAUGCAUGACACAGCUGUUUUUCAUGUGCCUUUUUGCCAAUUCUGAGUGCUAUUUGCUGACAGCCAUGGCUUAUGAUCGCUAUGUUGCCAUUUGUCAACCCCUGCUGUACAUGGUCAUCAUGUCUCCUGUGACAUGUUCCCUGAUGAUGUUUGGUUCAUACGUGAUGGGGUUUGUUGCUGCAAUUGUCCAUACAGGUUUUAUGAUCAGGCUCAGCUUUUGUGAUUCCAACAUUAUCAACCACUACAUGUGUGAUAUCUUCCCUCUUCUCCAGCUCUCCUGCAGCAGCACCUACGCUAAUGAGCUUGUGAGUUCUGUUUUUGUCAGCACAGUAGUCCUUGCAUCUAGCUUUCUCAUCUUAACCUCCUAUGCUUUGAUUCUUUUUAAUAUCAUUCAGUUGUCAUCAGGUAAAGGUUUAUGCAAAGCCAUGAGUACCUGCAGUUCUCACAUAAUGACUGUUGUCCUAUUUUAUGGAUUUGGUAUGCUUACCCAUAUCAAAACAUCAUCUGAUGAAUCAGUGAAUCAAGGGAAAUUUUUCUGCCUACUUUGUACAUUUUUGAUGCCUUUGCUGAAUCCCUUUAUUUACAGUCUCAGAAAUAAGGAUGUCAAGCUUGCGCUGAAGAGAACACUGAGGAGACUCACAGUGAGUGAACCACUGGGGCUACGAUAG
Molecule: messenger RNA, 957 nt
Organism: Rattus rattus (black rat)
Lineage: Eukaryota; Metazoa; Chordata; Mammalia; Rodentia; Muridae
Product: olfactory receptor 143-like
Exons: 1
Coding region: 4-957 (317 amino acids)
Biological process (GO): sensory perception of smell; G protein-coupled receptor signaling pathway
Cellular component (GO): membrane
Molecular function (GO): odorant binding; G protein-coupled receptor activity; olfactory receptor activity
Source: RefSeq, a predicted model, not a curated record